Symbiodinium natans is the source of this 2748-nucleotide messenger RNA. Lineage: Eukaryota; Dinophyceae; Suessiales; Symbiodiniaceae. The record is from the annotation of a GenBank genome assembly.
AUGGCACCGUCUCCUGGCUUCCUGCUCUGGGGCUUGUGGUGGUUGGGGACAAACGAUGCAGCGACCUGGGAGGGGGAAUGCUCCGACUCCAUCGGGCUGAUUCCCGAUAGCUUGGGCAGACGUGACAGGCGUCGCCUCACCAAACUGCUCAACGCACAGGUGUCUUGCCUGGUGACGCCCUUGCCUGUAUGGGAUCCUUUGCUUGGUCUGCGAGGUGGGGCGGUGGUGAUACGGUGGCGCCGACGGCGUGGGCAUAUGUGUGAGCGGCAGAGGACCACUUGGCAGCGGCAGCCGCAGCUGUCCUUCUGGAUGGGAUGGCCUCUGCGAGGCCGGCGCGUGGGCGAAGCGAGCCAUCCCGGGCCUGAGCCAGGAACACCUAUCGGGUCUGAGCGCCCGCCCCGCGAGCGCUCACCGCCUCCUCGAGCUCCCGCUCAUGGUGGCGCCGGUGCUGCGCGGGGCGGGCGCACUUACUGCCCUGUUGCCGGAUGCCCGUGCUCUGACCCGGCCCGUGCUCGCGGUUGGGCGAAUGAGAGCUCAAUGCGUGCCCAUAUUGAUGCGCAUUUAGCUGGUUCACUGGAUGGGGACGUGCCCACUGCCUGGAUGCAGGCCCGUGGGCGCAUCCGCUGUCCUGCGAGGGCAGCUGCCGUGGAUGACGUCGACGCCAUGGAAGUGGACGGCUUGCCUUUGCCUACCCUGGCUGCCAUACAAUCUGCACGCACGUCCACCCUCCGUCACAUCCCAAUGGCUGCGCGGCACGCCUGGAACCAGGUUCUCACUCGGGCGCUAGCUGCUGUGGCCCACCGCAAUGAUGUCGCGGCGUGGCUGGAGCUUCUGAUGCUGCCACAAUGUGUGCUGUGCGCGCCGGGGCGCGGGGGUCGGCGACACCGCAAGGCUGCUGCUGCCUUCACUCUUGACAGGCUUCAGCGAUGGCAGGAAGGCGAGCGCCUCUCACUCUGGGAGUCCAGGCCUCGCCGCCGGCCCCCACGGUCCGGACCAUUGACGCCCGAGGAGCGCCGGGACAUUGCCACCAGCUGGGGGCGUGAAGGCUUUGAUCGGAAGGCCUGCGCUGCCCUCAUGUCUAAGGGUCUCUGCCCUCAAACCGAGGAAACUGCCAGAGCUCUUGCUGCCCUCCACCCUCACCGGCCCUUGCCUUCCACACCGGCCAUGGGUGACUUGCCAGUCCCUCCUGCUUUGGCCCCGGAGUUGGUUGCCCGCUGCUUGCGAGCUUUUCCAGUUGAGACCGCCCCAGGCCCAACAGGACUUCGCAUGCAGCACCUGCGGGAUGCUUGUGUUGCGGGUGGGGGUGACAGCUUCAUGGCUCAACUCGCCGAUGUGGUCAACCUCAUGGCCCAGGGGCGGGCCCCUGAAGUGCUUAAGCAGACUGUCGUCCACUUCCCGGCCCUGGCCCGCUGGGCUGCUUGGUGCUACCGUCAGCCGAGCUGCCUGCAAUUCGGUGACCGCGCCUUGGAGUCGUCAGCUGGUGUGCAGCAGGGAGAUCCCUUGGGACCCUUGUUGUUUUCCUUGGCCUUGCAACCGCUGGCUGCGGAGCUGCGGUCGGAUUCUCUGGACCUUGCGGUGCACUUUCUGGAUGACGGGGUGCUCGCUGGCGACUUUGCCCCCUUAGGGGCUGCGCUCCGGCUUGCCCAAACGCGUUCUAGAGCCAUUGGCCUGGAGCUCAACCUUGACAAGUGCGAGUUGGUGGUUUUUGGUGCCCCAAACACGCAGCUCCUUCGGCCGCACUUCCCUGCCAACCUGCUGCAACGGCCCGAUGGGUCCAGCCGUGUCCUCGUCAAUAACUUCGAGUUUCUGGGUGCAGCAAUUGGGGAGGCCGCUGCCCUGGCCACUUUCGAUGGCCACGUGCAACGGUGCUUCGGUGAUUUGACCGGCCUUCACCUUACUGCUGGGCAGUGGCGACAGGCUGCACGGGGGGUUGGGCAGGCGGGCUUGGGCUUGCGCGCUAGCUUGGUGCAUGCCCCAGCUGCCUACUUGGCGUCGCUUGGAGCAAGCUUGGCCGAUUGUGCUGACAUUGAUCGUGCUUUUUCUGCCCAGGCCGUUCACGGGUCGCCUGCUGUGGCCGCCGCACUGCGGGCGCUGAAUCGGGAGCUGCCCCAAGACUCAGCCCUGUCCCUGUGCGAAGCCUUGGCGGCCAAACAGCGUGCGCUUUCGGAGCGUGUGGACCUGGCCGGCUGGGAAGCGCAGCUGGCGCAAGCCUCCUUGGUGGAAAGGGCGGUGCUCCGCUCGGAAGCUGGCCUCGGGGCCAGGGCCUUCCUGGCAGCUACGCCCUCCGGUCGGACACGGCUCGAGCGCCCGGGGUUGCUCCUGCCCCACUUGGCUCGUCGGCGACCAGCUGACAUUUACGUGCCUUCCUUAGCCGGGUCCCCUGCCGCGCUUGACUUCGCCAUCACGGCGCCCCAGCGGCAAGAGACCUUGGCUUUGGCGGGUCAGGAGGCUGGAGCAGCAGCGGCCGCGUAUGCCCGACACAAGGAGGACCACCAGAGCACUGCACGAACGUGUGAGGCUCAGGGGGUCACCUUCGUGCCCAUGGUGGCAGAAACGACGGGCAAUUGGGAUGCUGGGGCUGCCGUCGUCAUCAAGCACGUCGCUCGCGCUGUAGCAGCCCGCACUGGGGAGAUGCCAAGUUUGCUACAUUCCCUCUUGUUGCAGGAACUGUGUGUGGCGGCUCGGUCCCACCGGGCAAAGGCUGCUCUGAGGCGGCGGCUCGCUACGACUGCGCUCGGGGAUACCUAG